Messenger RNA from Drosophila takahashii, 1646 nucleotides. RefSeq names its product transmembrane protein 135. NCBI's taxonomy places the organism in Eukaryota, Metazoa, Arthropoda, Insecta, Diptera, Drosophilidae. The record is from RefSeq and is a predicted model, not a curated record.
AAAUAACACUUCUGCAUAUGAAUGCAAAUAAUCUGAACCUCCCGAGUCAACUUAAGGUAGUGAGUUAUAGAUUAACUGGCUAUUUUGUGGGUUCCCCUUGGCUGGCACUUUUCCGGUUACCUCUAUCACCCGUCUGCACUCGAUAAGUGUAGUUCGCAGAGCCUUAGUCACAGUCGAAUAUUCAAAUUGGAUCAUGGCGGCACAGAGUAAGCUAGCUGAGGUCGCAUUUAAUUGCACCUGCCAGGAGUUUAUCCAUCCUUGGACCAAAAGCUGCGCCUGCGCAACGGCUGGGAUGUUACUAUCCCUGAUCCCUGGCACCUUCCGAACUUAUAGUAUGGUCUACAUGUUGGCCCUUAUUAUGCGUAUGCGCAUUCCAUCGCUUAAGGAUCUAAGAAAUACUUUAUCCAGUAUUCUACAGUCGACGGCUUUUCUCUCCCUGAAUGGCAGCCUCUUCAUCCUGGCCAUUUGUUUGGUUCGCCAAUUUCUGGGUGGUUUCUACUUCGGCACGGCAGCCUGGCUUCCAGCUCUGUUGGUCAGCUCUUUAUCGCUGGCAGUCGAGCGUCCGGAGCGACGUGCUCCACUGGCCAUGUAUGUGGCCAAUGUGGGAGUCGAGACACUGUGGAAAAUGCUGGAGGCCCGUGGCCUGGUGCGAUCCAUCCCCAACGGUCAGGUGUUCAUCAUGGGCGUCAGUCUUACCGCUUUUAUGUAUCUAUAUCGCGCUGGACUCCACAAGACAGUGGCCAAGGAUGCGACGUUUAAGGCAUUGGGUUUGAUAAUGGGCAAGGAGGAGGAGGGACCUUUUAAUACUCCGCCAGUGAACAACUCGCAGCGAUCCCGCCCUUUGAGGCUAAAUAUCCGCUGCAUCACCUCGCACCUUCAGAUAUAUGACCAAAUGAUGACCCUCAAACAUUCUUGCUGUCCGCACAAAGCGGGAUGUGCUUUUUACGCCCUCCUUGGUGGCCUAAAACCCUUCCUAGGUGGUGUGGGUCUUCAAGUGGGCUUAAAGCUCCUGCUCAACAUUCCCAAGAUCUUGCAGUUUAAGAUGCAGUGGCGCCAGCAGAUCUUUAACAAGGGGUCCCUGCAGUUGGGUCUAGCGUUGGGAAUAUUUUCACUGCUCUAUAAGUUAACAUCUUGUGGCCUGCGUCACUCAUUUGGUUACGACAAAGCUGUAUUCGCCAUUCCAGCUGGCCUAAUAGGAUCGAUUGGUCUUCUGCACUUUCCCAACACCACGGUGUCCUUGUAUCUGAUGUGGAAGUCCCUACAGCUACUGUACAACUGGGGUGUCUCCCAGGAAAAGGUUCCCGAGGUUCCGAACUUCUCCUUGAUCAUGUACGGAUUUUUCACGGCCGUCCUCUGCCACUCAACAGUACUGGAGGCACGAUCCAUGCGGCCGAGCUACUUUAAGUUCAUUCAGAACAUUUCCGGAGGUCGUCUCAGCCGGUUCAAUUUGAAAUCCUUCGAGGCUUUUGGAGUACAAAGUCAGGAUCAGGCCAACCAAGUGAUUAAGAAACUGGGCAUUGUUAUGAGCUCGCCAAACCCCUUAUUUCCCCUUAUUGUUUAGGUGUCACUUAAUUCCAUUUCUUAAGAAAAUCAAAUCGUAUAUUGUCAGGAUUAUUGUAAAAUAAUGUUCACCAAGUCGCCUUGCA